This is a messenger RNA of Fusarium redolens, 1322 nucleotides long. RefSeq names its product HAD-like domain-containing protein. Gene Ontology annotation, cellular component: cytosol. Lineage: Eukaryota; Fungi; Ascomycota; Sordariomycetes; Hypocreales; Nectriaceae. The record is from RefSeq and is a predicted model, not a curated record. The coding region runs from base 271 to 1035 and encodes 254 amino acids. The transcript has a single exon. Gene Ontology annotation, molecular function: phosphatase activity; magnesium ion binding.
GAACUAUUUCUAGACACCAUAGACAUGACCUUCAAUCCAUUAGUAAACCUGUUCAAGGUUUCUGUUCUCUCUAGAGGAGCUUGUUAUCUUGUUGAUAGCAGGUGUUGAUCUCUGAGGAAUGCGAUUGCUACCCUUAGUCAUACAGCGAACCCCAAAAAAGUAAGCGUGUUCCUUCAUCUUAAGAGUCUCACAACACCGUGUCAAUUCUUAUCUAACAACAACCCCUCACUCGUCAUUCACCGCUCACCAAACAUCUCAAUAUCCAACAAAAUGAUCAAACUCGUCGCAUUCGACCUCGAUGGCACUCUCGCAGAGAGCAAGCAGGCAAUCCUCGACUCAAUGGGCGAAGCUCUCGCCGAUCUUUUGAGCGUCGCACACGUCGCAGUCAUUUCAGGUGGCGAUUGGCCUCAGUUUCAGAAACAAGUCGCAAGUCGUCUUCCCGCACGAGCUGAUCUCUCCAAACUCUGGCUCAUGCCUACCACUGGCACAAAACUCUACACGCACAAGGGCGAUGAAUGGAAGGUGGAAUAUGCGGAGCUGUUUAGCGAGGAGCAGAGGAAGAACAUCAUCGAGGCUUUCAACGCUGCUCUUGACGCAACGGGUUUUCAGCCUGAGCAGACUUGGGGCGAGCGCAUUGAAGAUCGGGGCAGUCAGAUCACCUUCUCCGCUCUCGGCCAACAAGCGCCCCCGUCCGCGAAGGAAGUUUGGGAUCCUGACUUUGAGAAGCGAAAGAUUAUCCAAGCAGAUUUGUACAAGCGACUUCCGGAUUUAUCUAUCAACAUGGGUGGAGCGACUUCUAUCGACAUCACGCAGAAGGGUGUUGAUAAGGGCUAUGGGUUGAAGAAGCUCUCGGCGGCGAGUGGGAUUCCGCUGAAGCAGAUUAUGUUUAUUGGAGAUGCAAUCUUUCCGGGUGGAAAUGACUAUCCUGCCAAGGAGCUGGGACUGCAUACGGUGCGAGUGAAGAACCCGGAUGGGACUUUGGCUGCUAUUGCGGCUAUUGUCGCGUGUUUGAGUGAGACUAAUGCUUUCCAUUAAGAUGAGACUCCCAUCAAUGGUAUUUCACGAUUGUGAGUAAAGGGACCUCCUUCCUGCUAUCAAGGAGAUAGACAGAAAAUAUCGUUCAUGUUAGAGGGCAACAGAGAUGAUGAUACAACAAACAACGGAUCCUCCAACUCGGGAGGACUCAAAAUAGUCAUUGUUGAUACAACCCAAUUGAGCAUCGAACCUAAAAUGUGACUCGUUCUUUCACGUGAGCGACAUGACAUGCGUCUUUAUCAUUGUGUCCGAAUUGAACUGGUGCGCACCGAUGCGUAAUAUAACGC